Molecule: messenger RNA, 3981 nt
Organism: Choloepus didactylus (southern two-toed sloth)
Lineage: Eukaryota; Metazoa; Chordata; Mammalia; Pilosa; Megalonychidae
Exons: 1
Coding region: 1-3981 (1326 amino acids)
Source: RefSeq, a predicted model, not a curated record
AUGCCUAUUGAUGUACUAGCCUUGAAAAAGAAGAUGAGCAGGAUGCUCUUUGACCCAGCGGUCUGUGCUGUCCUCAGCAGCCUGCUGCUCUAUAUCACGGGCCAGGCAGAUGGGCCUCAGGGGCCUGCCCAGGCCACACGGGCCCAGGGCAAGGAGAACAAAGUGAGCCACAGGCCCGAGCCCCUGGAGCCCUACCAGCGACCCACCAAGUUCCAGCUUCUGCAGUCCAAGUUCAUGAACACCAACCGGGAGCCCUACAUCAAGAAGACCCGGGAGGUGGGCAGGCUGAUAUUCAAGGACAAGCAGGGGCCCAGCAGGAGCUUUGUGAACGCAACCAUCAACAAGCUCCUCGAAAAGACCAAGGAGAAAGCAAGCAGCCCCGGGGAGGAAAACAAAUUCACCGAGAAACCCCAGUGGGGUCACCCCAAUGGGAAAAGCCCUGUGAAAAACAUUCUAAAGAUGUUCUUGGCAGCCGAAGAGAAGGAAGCCAAGGAGAAAGAAGCUCGAGAGACCCCUCCCGCCAGGCAACCUAAAACCACCAGUGGCAUCUUGCCAAAGAUUGUCAGCAAGAAGAACUCAGUCCUGUCCAAACUGAAAGAAAAGUUUGAACAAAGUGGUUGUCUUUGCUCAGAAGCCAAUGUGCUGCUGCUCCGUAAAGAAGAACGGAAGAAAAAGAACCUGCAGAGGAAGAAAAUGCACAGGCCAGAAAUCCGGGUGCUCCACACAGCAACCAUGGUCAGCACCUGCCUCAAAACGCCCCUGGCCCGGUAUGUGGCCUGCAUAGACGGGCCCACACCAGCCUUCAGCAUCGCCACCGUCGUCUGCAGUCCCAGGACCUGGCUCUCCCACUGUGCUAAAAUUAGUCACUCCAAUUCUCGAAGUGUGCCAAUAAGAAAAACCAGCAUGUCUUGCAACACGGGGGAAGUUGAGCCCCAUGGGAAUAAAAUACCAGGAAAGAGGCCCCUCAGUGGAGAGCCCCAAGGACAAAUGGACUCCACACAAGCCUUGAAGCCCAAGGUGAUGGCUGCUCAGGAGGACCUUGCUCCUGUGAAAAGAGCUUUCCCCAGUACCGCACUUGAUGGUCUUCUCCAGCUAAGCCCUUAUUCUGCUUUCUGCGAAAGCAAAGCCCCUCCAGACCACACUCUGGUGUUGUCUUCACUCCACCCAGUCAACCAAAGCAGUGCUGGAUUAGGUGGAUGUGCUAAAGCGGAGGAACUGCAGAAGGGAGGCGAGGCUGUGGAGGGCUUCGGGGAGGCUGGCUCACGUAUGGGUUGGCCUCAUUCCAGUAAAGCCUUAGCAGUCCCAUCUCGUGGGCCCCCAGGCGAGGGAGCAGGGGAAAGCCCUGAAAUUACCAUGACUGUAUGCAGUUCGGAGGAUGAAACAGAAAGAGCAAUGCCAGAGUCAGAAAGAGAUCUCCUCUUUGCCAACCUAAUGUAUUUCCCAGAACAGAAAGUACCAGGACAUAUCCCACCACUUGCCUCCCCAGCAGCCCGGGCUGCUCGGCAAACACAGUCUGCCAUGGAACCUCCACAAAUAGCCAUCAAACUUCCAGUGGUUUAUGAAAUGCCACCCGCUCCUGUCACUCUGCAAAAUGCAUCAGGUAGUGAAGACAAAUAUAUUCCUAUUUUUGGAGGAGGGAAUGUGACUGAAAAUGCACAGACAUUAUUUCCCAUUAUGAUGGAGAAUAAAAGGGAUAACCAAGCCACAAUGAAACCAAGCAAACCUGGGAAACCAGUGAAACUCAGUACUUCUUCAAAGCAAGUGUCCCACGCAGAUCUAAAGCCCGCACCAUUAACAGAGGUGGCUGGUUUUGACCAUAAGAUCACAGAGACAGUACUGUCACCAAAACCUCAAGAAAUCUCCACUGGAGAAAAGGAAAACAAAUGCAGCUUUGAAAAGUCAAAUAAUUUCAAGAUUCAUGAUGAUAUUUCAAGGGAGACUAUUUCUGAGCUCAGUGAUGAUAAACAUCAGUUGACAGAAUUAAAUGAAAUACCAAUACAUAACAAUGGCACCGCAUCAAAUUAUUCCAAAGCAUUGAAAAAUAGUGUAAGAGGAAAUACCUGCCCUAACUCUGGCAGUCAGCAAUUGCCCUCUUCCAACAAGAGAAACUUGAUGGGCAUCUCAGCAUUGCUAGCAGCUCCGUCCAAGGGUGGUUUGACAUCCGAGAGUUUUACCAUGAUGAGCAAGAAUAUUCUAUGUGAGCAAGAAGAAUGUAAAAGGCCACCAUUGACAGGGUUUGGUCAGUCCCUAACAAUUGCUGAAGGAAGCACCAACCAUGAUUUUGGCAAGAACAAACUGUCUUCGUUGAAUGAACUGCCCGAACCAAGUAUUAAAGCCUUCAGGGAGAUGGCACCUGUAGGAGGCAUCAGUAGUCAGACAAGGUCAUCACCUGGGAACACCCUAAACCCUAAAAGUAAUAUGGCCGAAGAGGCGAAUACUUUGGACAAGGAAGAAUACAGAACAUCAUCCAGUCAUUUUGCCACUAAAGAGAAUAGUUUUGUAGGAGAGGAUCUCCCUUAUGAACCUAGAAAACACCAAUUCUUGGCACCAAGUGGAUCCUUAAAACACAAAAAGAAUAGAGCAACAGAAAGGAGUAUCUUCAGUGACACAGAGCAGUGCCGGUCUUCACCAUCAGAGUACCAGAUAAUUCACUCAAACGAAGCCUCAGCUGCUAAUAGCCAGCUUAUGGAAGAUAUCAAAACUAAUACAGCAAUAGAAAGCAGAAACAGUAUAGCCAUGGAAGGAAAUCCUUUGGGAAAUAAUCUGAAGUCUCAAAUUCUAUCUUCAAAUUAUUCCACGCCACAGGAAAAUAGCACAGCAGGGUCUCCCUGCCACAGUUUUGGCAAGCAGCAGUUACCAUCUUUGAAUCAACAGACAAAAGAUAACAAGUGCGCUGUGUCAGGAAAACAACUUUCUUUUGACAUGGAUAGUUUCCAUCAGUUUCCCGUGUUGUCGUCAACAGAAGAAGUAAAGUGUGUGAAUAGAGCAUCCCAAGAGCAGAAGAAUCCGAGUUUUCAAACACAGCCAUUACCUUCGACAAGUGUAAUGACCAAGCACAAGGCUGAUGCCCCCAAGGAAAAGAACUUGGUAAAUAAAGUUGAGGAAAGUCAACUCACAUUGGCAAACUUAGGGAGCCAAAAAAAUCACCAUGAACAAGAGAAAAAUAUCUCAAGUAACGUGAGGUUACACCAGACUCAAUCAUCUCAACAACGAGAAGAUUCUGGAAAGAAGAAAAUAGCAUCUUUGGGUCAGAAGGCUGUGCUGUACACUGCUGAAAAGCCUCAGACACAGAUGUCAGGUGGUUUGGCAGGGAACAAAAAGAUGCCUGCUGAAAUGAAGAAUUCCUCCUCCCAAUACGUUGAGAAAGGCCAAGGACAUUUAUCAGGGAAAUUGGGGAAGUACGUAUGUAACCCAACUCAGAGGAGUGUUGCCCAGGCUAAGAAGAACCAGUCAGCACCUUCUGGGGAGCCAGGGAAGCCAGGAAUCCUCAUUGCUCAGGGACAAGGACAGGCCAAGGAAAACAAGGUGGUGCCACGUGAUGUGGAGCAGCCCAUAAGCAGUACAGCAGAAGUAAAGCCCAUCGCUGGGAAAAGUGGGCAUUACCAAAGAGCAGCAUCCAGUGAUGGCUGGAAGACAGAGCAUGACACGCACCAAAAACCAAUGGAAAACCAACCCAACACAACCAAGUACAAAACAUCCUCUCACCAGGAGUUGAAACAAUCUCACCCUGAGAAAAGAUUUGCAAUAUCCACGCCUGACUCUGUGGGGUGCCAGACACCUGCCCCUGUGCAGGAGCAACUUCCAAACAAUCCCAAGAGAGAGAAAGACAUUUGGGACCAAAUAGAUGAAUUAGAACACAAACAACGCAGAAGGUUGGCACAAUUCGCAAAGUACAAAGCACAAAGCUUUGGUGACCAAAAGUCCUUUGAUUUAUCCUUUAGACCAACAACUAUUAGAGCCAACGAUACAUUCGAAUUUUGA